AGCGACAGAUCGAAGGUUCCGGUUAGGGGAGCUAGGAUGAAUAUGGGGGAACGCUUAGUAUCUACUAGGCAUUUACCGGGGCAGGCGAUUUCCUGCUUGUACCCACAGCUUUGCGUCUCUCCAAGCCGGAGUUUGAGCACUAAUCACUCCCUCCAUAAACUGGGAACCAACUUCCUCAAGUAUAUCCACUUUUCUUGUAACUGAAGAGAUCAUUGAGAGGGGACAGUUCCUCUGUCCCUAUUUUAUAAACGGAGCAAUGGAGAAGUCUCGAGUCAAAGCCGUUCAAAUCACUCCAGAAAACAGAAAUUUACUACAUCACACCCGCCUCUAGGGACCAAGGCAUACAGGUCCCUCCAGUUUCUAAAUAUGUAGAUGUCUAGAUACCUGGAGACCUAGACAUUUAUUUCCCGAGCUCGGCUGGGCGAGCUCCCAUUGGGGAAACGCGAGGAGUGGAGGAGGGGCCUAUCCAGGUCUCUAAGUAUCCCACAGUGUCAGGGAACUUGGCCUCCCUAUGGGGUUCUGAACCUUAGGGCCUUCAUCAUAAGGUCCCUUUAAAUACUUUGUCCCUUACCUGAGUCCCGCCCAGGGCAGGUAGCCGCAAACUCCGCCCCGCUGCCAGAAACCCCGAUCGGGGAGGAUUACAGGGAGCGGGAGCAGGGGGCACCCCUCCUUUCUCUUCCCUCCCCUCUAUCCUGCCUCUCGUCGCAGCUGGCCGCAGCUGGCCUAGGAGGCCCUGGUUAAGGAGGAGGGGACACUAUUCACAAGUCUGGACAGGUGUCCACAAAAUAUGAGGGGCAGGGGCCACCCCUCUCUGCUGCUGCUUUACCUGGGGUUGGCCACCUGCCUGGACACCUCAUCCAGUGGGGAGCAAGGCCAAGUCUUUGUGGACUCCCCAGAGGCCCAGAGCUUCCUGGGUAGCCAUAGGCGAGUUCCUCGAGCCAAUCACUGGGAUCUGGAGCUGUUCAUGCCAGGGAACCUGAAACGGGAGUGCUUCGAGGAGAAGUGCUCCUGGGAGGAGGCCCGGGAGUACUUUGAGGACAAUACUCUGACGGAGCGCUUUUGGGAGACGUACAUGUACAAUGGCAAAGCAGGGCGCGGACGCGUGGACAUAGCAGGCCUGGUGGUGGGGCUGGCGUCUGGCAUCCUGCUCAUUGUGCUGGCCGGCCUGGGAGCUUUUUGGUAUCUGCACUGGCAUCGGGGCCAAGGCCAGCAGCCCAGUCCGCAAGAGGCCGAGCUCAUCAACCCUCUCAGUCCCCUGAGCUCUCAGGGUCCACCAACGCCUCUGCCGCUGCCCAAACCCCCAGGCCUCCCCACCUACGAACAGGCUUUAGCGGCCUCUGGGGUGCACGAUGCACCUCCGCCCCCUUACUCCAGCCUCCGGAGGCCUUGCUGAAGAGCUACUUCGGAGCCGGGGUUCCCCGAACUGUGCCCCAGAUUCACACCGGAUUCCGGAAGCCCUCAGGCCUCUUAAACUGCGGAGCUGAGCUUGGAGGGGGGUGGGGUGGGAGUAGGGGUCGUCCGGACCGAGGCCUACCCUGGCACACGUGUUUCCGCCGCGUACGGAUACACGCACGUCCCCGACGAAAGUGUUCCCGCGUUCCGGCACCUCGCAGGCCCUCAGGCUCUCUUGACCUUGGGGGUACCCGCUAGCCCCGCCCCCUGGGUAGGCUUGUGGUGGAAACUCUGACCAGGCGCGCCGGCCAGGUGUGCAGACUAGCGUGUGAGGUUUAACACGGCUAUCUCUCGCCAGUGCCAUGGGCCACACAGCAGAGCCCCGCCCGUGCACACGCAUGUCUUAGUGCUUGUACAGGGGCGCUUUGCAACCCAGGGAAAGGGUGGGGGAUGUAUUUGCAACCGAGCUCGUUGGGGACGGGCUCGCAUUGCACUCGGGGGAUUGAAGUUGAGCUCUUCCCUUAAAUAAGAAUCCUUUGGAAAAGAAACCAUAAAAAGCGAAACAAUGCAAAAAAUAAAAAUAAACGACUGAUCCAAG
Phyllostomus discolor (pale spear-nosed bat) is the source of this 1990-nucleotide messenger RNA. It is a transcript of the gene PRRG2, whose product is annotated as proline rich and Gla domain 2. The record is from RefSeq and is a predicted model, not a curated record. Gene Ontology annotation, molecular function: calcium ion binding. Lineage: Eukaryota; Metazoa; Chordata; Mammalia; Chiroptera; Phyllostomidae. Gene Ontology annotation, cellular component: extracellular region. The transcript is spliced from 7 exons. The coding region runs from base 788 to 1393 and encodes 201 amino acids.